UUUGAAGGCUCCAACCGGAAGAAUCCUGUGUUUCGCGGCUGCUCUCUUUUCAGCUCACUCAGAGAGAACCGCAGAGAAGAUGGCGGCGUUACGAGUCGCGGUGCUAUCGGGGAGUGGGAGAACCCUCCUCAACACACCAAAAACUAUCAAGACCCCCGUGGCUAAAAUGUCGUUCGCCAGCUUGCCCCGAAGUAAGAAAGUUGCCCUGACGACGCUAGGUGUGGUCACAGCCGGUGGGGCGGGGCUCGCCCUGAUGCUGCACCAGUCCGUUAAAGCCUCCGACCUGGAGCUCCACCCCCCUAAUUACCCCUGGAGCCACGCUGGACCCCUAUCCUCUCUGGACCACGCUAGUAUUCGUCGUGGUUACCAGGUGUAUAAGCAAGUGUGUUCAGCUUGCCACAGUAUGGAGUACCUGGCCUUCAGAAACCUGGUGGGGGUGUCGCACACAGAGGAAGAGGUUAAGGCCAUCGCUGAGGAGAUUGAGGUAGUGGAUGGUCCUGAUGAGACUGGAGAGAUGUUCACCCGGCCAGGAAAGCUGUCGGACUACUUCCCAAAGCCCUACCCCAACCCUGAGGCAGCCCGGGUCGCCAACAACGGAGCGCUGCCUCCAGAUCUCAGCUACAUCGUCAAUGCCAGACACGGAGGAGAGGACUACGUGUUCAGCCUGCUGACAGGAUACUGCGAUCCUCCAGCGGGGGUGACGGUGAGAGAGGAACUCUACUACAACCCAUACUUCCCUGGCCAGGCCAUCGGCAUGGCCCCGCCCAUCUACAACGAGAUAUUGGAGUUUGAGGACGGAACCCCUGCCACCAUGAGCCAGGUUGCUAAAGACGUUUGUACGUUCUUGAGGUGGGCCGCCGAGCCAGAGCACGACCAACGCAAACGCAUGGGACUGAAGUUGCUGUUGGGCGCCGGCAUCAUCAUCCCUCUGCUCUAUUACAUGAAGAGACACAGGUGGUCUGUGUUGAAGAGCAGAAAGAUCGCCUACAGGCCUCCCAAGUAAAAGGACACCAACACGCCCAUGACCGGCUGCGUUCAACAACCCCACAACGCUCACCUCGUAACGAUCAUACGGACAAAGAACAACUGACAAACACACAUGCCUUUUUAACAGCGGGAAGAUAAAUAACAAUAUAUAUAGCAUGUUUCUACAGAAGAAUGGUUGGUUUUAGUUGUUGCCGUGGUAGAACAGAUUAUGUGACAGCUUUUCUUAUAUCUGGAAUAGUGGCGCAAGAUUGUGUCAGAGUUGUGGCGUUCUUGAACGCACCCUCCACAAAGUUAGUUUGUUUGAGCUGCAUCGAGUCAUUACUGGCAGCCGUCCAGGUCUUCACACCUCGUAUCAUACACUUUGGCACGAUUGACUGAUGCGUUGAUUGACAGCCCCAUCUUUGUAAAAUAUUCAAUGAUCACACAAGCGCUGAUAAAUGGUUGCCGUCAAAGUUUGUAACAUGCUGGGUGUGUGUAAAUCCACCCCCCCCCCCCUCCACAAAUGCAAUGCAACCUCUGAACCUCUGUUUUACUGUACAAAAUAAAUUAUCUUAAAGGAAA
Messenger RNA from Etheostoma spectabile (orangethroat darter), 1548 nucleotides. RefSeq names its product cytochrome c-1 (gene cyc1). NCBI's taxonomy places the organism in Eukaryota, Metazoa, Chordata, Actinopteri, Perciformes, Percidae. The record is from RefSeq and is a predicted model, not a curated record. Gene Ontology annotation, molecular function: electron transfer activity; heme binding. Gene Ontology annotation, biological process: mitochondrial electron transport, ubiquinol to cytochrome c. The transcript is spliced from 7 exons. Gene Ontology annotation, cellular component: respiratory chain complex III. Bases 80 to 1003 code for a protein of 307 amino acids.